ACAUUUUUCCGGAAUACAACAAACGCGUCGGAAAUUGUAUUUUCCCUGUUUUUACAGAAAAAAGCCCGGUUUUAUAAGUAAUAGUAGUUUGUUUAGUGGCUAAUAUAGUAGUAUUCCGUGAUAAGUCUAAGAUUUUGUGUGGAGAACCAUUGAAACAGUACUUUUGAGGACGUAAUAAUCGCGAUGGCUUCAAUUCAGGAGAGGCUACAGAUGAAGAGGAUUCCACUGGACAAGUGGUCAGUGCGGGAGCAGCUCUUCCUGGCGGCAGCAGUGGCUUGCAGCGGGGAGAAUUGGAUGUCCGUCAGUCGCUCGUUGAAGAUGUACUGUGGCGCCAACAGACCGAGCGAUUGGUUCUCGCAGAAAUCCUGCGCUGCUCAGUAUGGAAAACUCCUUGAGAAUGUGGAAAUGCCCAAGAGGAAGAAGCGCACGGCCUCAGAGAGAGACACGCCAACAAGUGUGGACACACCUGGAGAGUCAAUCUACAGAAAAUUGACACAGGAACGCAUUCAAGAGCUCAAGAAGCAGAUUCAGGAUGAUCAGAAGGAGUUCGGUCGCUUAAAAGAGGAGAUUCUCUUCCUGCACAGCGCUUCGGUGGAUGAGAAUAGGAUUCGCGAGAUGUGGGCGAAGAUUGAGCUGGAGAAGAAACAGAAGGAGAGAGAGCAGAUCCAGCAUCAGCAGUGGCUGAAGGAGCGCGAAGAGAGGAAGCUGGAGAUGGAGAAGGCAUGGCGCCCUGGGCAGAUCUUUGUCACCUCCUCGCCGAGCUCUUCACCCAGAGGAUCACCUCUACAGCCCAUGAUUCCGCUCACGAGUCUAAAGAUCAAGCAGGAAGAGAUGGAUGUCGAGGAUUCAGCGGCCAAACAAGGAACUUCGCCUCUUCUCACAUCUCUCCUGAAGUCUCCAUCGCCAGCACCGAAUCCCACACAACCUCUCUUGACUACCAGUUCGCCGACGAGCUCCCGAACGGCCCCAACAAUCACAAAUCUCCUCACGGGACAAUCACAGAUCAUCACCAGUGCGCACAACACUCCAGAAAUCACUUCCACCAUUCAAUUUCUGCCUGGAAUCAUGGAAGCCAUCAGUGGACCGCAGACCACGCCGUCUCAGGCUGCGCCGACUCUCUCAAUGCUGCUGGACAACAAGGGAGCGAUCAAAACAGAAUCCACUGCCAGUUUGCCGCGCGCUCAGCCCCAAAUUCAGCUUCCGACAGUCGAGACGAAGCCUGAGCCGAUGGAUAUUGUGGAGGAAAGCUGUCCUGCCGUGCAGCAAAUCCCUGCGAGUGCUCAGGAAGUAGUGAAGGAUGAGGAUCAGCAGCUUAUGGAUGACUUCAAUGGACUCAUUCCGGACAAUAUUGAUGAAUUGGCAGACAUUUUGACGGAUAACAAUGCCAUCAUCCUCAGUCCUGAGUUGUUGGAGGAGGAAUCGAUACUGGAGAACGUGGAUUCUCUGAUUGGCAGUUCAGAAGUGAAACCCAAAGUGAAGGAUGAAGUCUCUGAAGUGAUACCAAGCACUGAUCAGGAUGUCAUUGUCCUCAGUCCUGAGGCGAAAGCAUCAGCAGAGGAAAUCAAGCCCGAUGAGGGUUCUGCAAUGCCUCAGGCCGAGGUGCAACAGAUCAAGACGCACGAGACUGAAAAUUCCAGCUCGAAUGAGUCAAAAGACACCGAGAAAGGCAGUCAGGAAGCGAAUGCGGCAGAAUCUGAGACGAUAGAGAUCAAGAGUGAGCCUGAAUCGUCAUCUGACUGUGAUGACAACUCUCGAGCGCCACAGGAAGUGGAUUCCGUGGACUUGGCCACAACUCUGGACGACUCUAAGUCUGCUGAUGGGAUGAAGAGUGGCACUGAUUGCGAGAACCGCUCGGAUGAGACGAAGAAAGACAGCGAUUCCAGCAACUCUGGCGGCACGGAGAUAAAGAGCGCCGAAGAGCCGAUCAAGAUUGAAAUCUCCACUGACGAUGAGGACUCUAACAUGAAGCUGAGCGAACUGGCGGAGAAGCAGUCUGAGAAGGAGAUCUUGACGAUUGAUUUGGAGGACGGAAAAGCGGAAGGAGAAGCGAAGGACAGCGAUAAGAUGGAUCUGGAGGAGACUUCGGAGGAGACAAACAGAGACAAUCAGGAGGAAGCAGCGAAGAUGGAUGAGUGUGAAAGGGCGGAGAUUGAGAGGAAAGUUUCUGUGGAAGAGGAUGUGUUUGAGGACGCCAAGGAGACAAUGGACGAUGCUGAAGAGGAGUCAAUACAGCAAGAAAGUGGUCACAAUCAGUCGACGAAUGUGGACACGGACGAUGACUAUCCGAUUGAGGUGAUCAAGGAGGACAAAGUCGGCCGGACGAAGCGCGAUUAUUCGCGCAAGAAGCCAGAAACACUGAGUGUGGACAGCAAGAAGAGUGAGGACAGCAAUGAGGACAGCAAGUCAAAUCUCAGUCUGCGAAUGCGUCUGAAGGAUCGCGAGAGAUCAGAAAGUCCACUCGUGACGGAUGACGACGGUGGAGAUGUGAUUCCGCGCACGCGUCGGCGCUAUUCGUCCACGCAUGCCGCAGAUUCUGUGCCCAGUUCGCCAGCGUCCAGUGAGGAUCGCGAGUACAAAGCGUGGAAGAAGGCCAUCAUGCCGGCCUACAAUCGCCUGAGCACGCACAAGUACGCAUCGAUCUUCCUGCGAUCGGUACCUGAAGAUCAGCAGGCGCGCUAUCGCACGGUCAUCCUCAGGCCGAUGGAUCUGCACACGCUCAAGAGGAACCUCGAGACGGGCGCCGUGCGCAGCACAGCUGAAUUCCAGCGCGAUGUGCUGCUGAUGUGCCAGAACGCGAUGAUGUUCCACAAGCGCGACAGCAGCGUCUUCGCCAUGGCCAAGGAGAUGAUGGCCGAGAGUGUGUCCAUCAUCGAGGCCGCCAUGGAGACUUGGAAGGCGGGCGCGAGCGCUCAGCCCGCCACGAAGGUGCGAUCGCGCAAGAGUCAGCGGCAUCCAGUGAGUGCUAACUAAGAGAGAUAGAAUAAAGCGAAUUCUGCGAAUUCCUCAUGGCAUUUCCCUGUGGUGAUGAGGCAAAAUUGGUGUCAGCGCUUUGGGGUGUUUUGGUAAAUAGACAGUUUGGAAAAUGUGGCAUCAGAAUUUUGCGUGAAUGAAAGCAAGUGCGAAGCGCGGAAUUUCUUCAGUUCGCCUUUGGCAGUGAUCGCGAGUGGACGGGAAAAGUGAGCUAGUGAUGAUCCUGAG
This is a messenger RNA of Phlebotomus argentipes, 3198 nucleotides long. RefSeq names its product bromodomain-containing protein 8 (gene Brd8). The transcript is spliced from 2 exons. The coding region runs from base 184 to 2970 and encodes 928 amino acids. Gene Ontology annotation, cellular component: NuA4 histone acetyltransferase complex. Gene Ontology annotation, molecular function: protein binding. The record is from RefSeq and is a predicted model, not a curated record. NCBI's taxonomy places the organism in Eukaryota, Metazoa, Arthropoda, Insecta, Diptera, Psychodidae.